AUGUCCUUCACCAGCGCUCUUUCGACGGGCCUUCUGGGCUACCUCGCCCUCACAGUCGCUAUGUAUGCGCUCUCCUUCGUCAUCCCGAAAGCUGGCUUCGCCGCCCGUGUCCUGGCUUCGUAUGCGAACCUCAUCGUCGCCGCCGUGUUCGGCGUGCUGUCCUCGAUCGUCCUCACCCUCCUUGGCUACCAGCAGAUCUCGCAAUGGGCGACGGCGCGAUUCUUCCACUUUACAAUGUACUGGUCGACGGGCGUAUGCUUCACGGUCGAGGAUCCCAAAGACAUCCUCGGCACGACCCGUCCCGCCGUCUUUAUUGGGAACCACCAGACGGAGCUGGAUGUGCUCAUGCUCGGGGCUAUGUUCCCCAAGUACUGCAGCGUAACAGCCAAGUCCUCGCUCAAGAAGACGCCCUUCUUGGGAUGGUUCAUGACCUUGAGCGGCAGCAUCUUCAUUGACCGUAAGAACGCCAAGGAUGCCCGCGAGGCCAUGAAGGGCGCCGCAGAAGAGAUUCGCGCCAAGAAACAGAGUGUGUACAUGUUCCCUGAAGGCACAAGAAGCUAUGCCAAGGACCCCACGCUGCUGCCCUUCAAGAAGGGGGCUUUCAACUUGGCAGUCCAGGCUGGUGUACCGAUUGUGCCUGUGGUGGUCGCCAACUACAGCCAUGUACUCUUCGUCAAGAAUUUGGUCUUCAGAUCGGGCAAGAUUCCUAUCAAAGUUCUCGACCCUAUCCCCACCACUGGCCUUACCGCUGCCGACGUCGACGAGCUGACCCGUACCACCCGGGAGAAGAUGCUUCAUGAACUCGUCGCGCUGUCCGAAAAAGCCCAGGGUCGUCCCAUGGCCGUCCCCGCGACGAUCGAUUCAGGGUCCAAGGCGGUUGCCUCUGGCAUUGACACGACGGUUGGUUCUCUGUAG
This is a messenger RNA of Emericellopsis atlantica, 915 nucleotides long. RefSeq lists its product as uncharacterized. Gene Ontology annotation, cellular component: endoplasmic reticulum; membrane. NCBI's taxonomy places the organism in Eukaryota, Fungi, Ascomycota, Sordariomycetes, Hypocreales, Bionectriaceae. Gene Ontology annotation, molecular function: 1-acylglycerol-3-phosphate O-acyltransferase activity. Gene Ontology annotation, biological process: phosphatidic acid biosynthetic process. The coding region runs from base 1 to 915 and encodes 304 amino acids. The record is from RefSeq and is a predicted model, not a curated record. The transcript is spliced from 2 exons.